This is a messenger RNA of Sus scrofa (pig), 1167 nucleotides long. RefSeq names its product hydroxysteroid 17-beta dehydrogenase 2 (gene HSD17B2). Gene Ontology annotation, cellular component: intracellular membrane-bounded organelle. The record is from RefSeq and is marked provisional. NCBI's taxonomy places the organism in Eukaryota, Metazoa, Chordata, Mammalia, Artiodactyla, Suidae. Gene Ontology annotation, molecular function: testosterone dehydrogenase (NAD+) activity; estradiol 17-beta-dehydrogenase [NAD(P)+] activity. Gene Ontology annotation, biological process: steroid metabolic process.
AUGGGCACGUUCUUCUCUGAGACAGGGUGGCUCUGCCUGACUGUCACGGCAGUGCUGGGAGCAGUAAUUCUUUGCAAACUCAAGAAGAACCACAGGCAGGAGGGCAGAAAGAUGGUCUGCCUGGCUGGCCUCUGGGGAGGGGCUUGCCUGCUCAGCCUCUCUCUCUUCUGGGGCUUGAUCCUCUUCUCCCUGUCAUGUUUUCUCAUGUAUGCUUACUUUUCUGGCCAAGAGUUUUUACCUGUGGAUCAAAAGGCGGUGCUGAUCACAGGUGGCGAUUCUGGGAUUGGCCAUGCUUUGUCCAAGUAUCUGGAUAAGCUGGGAUUCACAGUAUUUGCUGGAGUUCUGGAUGAAAAGGGAUCAGGAGCAGAGGAACUACGAAGAACCUGCUCCAAGCACCUGUCUGUGCUCCAGCUGGACAUCACCAACUCGCAGCAGAUAAGAGAUGCUCACAGCAAAGUGAUGGAAAAGGUGCAGAACAGAGGACUGUGGGCUGUGGUCAACAACGCAGGGAUCCUUGGCUUCCCAAUCGAUGGGGAGCUCAUUCCCAUGACCCAAUACAAACGAUGCAUGGCCGUGAACUUCUUCGGGGCCGUGGAAGUCACCAAGGCAUUUUUGCCUCUUCUUAGGAAAUCCAAGGGCAGGCUGGUGAACAUCAGCAGCAUGGCAGGAGGGGUUCCAAUGGAGAAGAUGGCGGCCUACAGCUCAACCAAGGCAGCUCUGACCAUGUUUUCGGCAGUCAUGAGAAAAGAGCUAUCCAAAUGGGGAGUUAAAGUCUCUGUCAUCCAGCCUGGAAGCUUCCAAACAAACAUCGCAGGCACGAGUGACCUGUGGGACAAGCUGGAGAAAAACAUCCUGGAUGACCUCACCCCUAACCUGCAGGAGGACUACGGCCAGGACUAUAUCCUUAAGCAACGCAGUUUUCUCAAGUUCAUGAGCAACAGCUCUGAACCGGACGUCUCCCCAGUGCUCCUGGACGUCCAGCAUGCCAUCUCUGCUAAGAGCCCCUAUGCAUUUUACACGCCCGGAAAAAUGUCUUUUUUGUGGCUCUGCUUUGCUUCAUUUAGCCCUACUGUCCUAUUUGAUUACUUUAGCAAAAGCUCACAUAGUUUUACAAGGGGCAUGCCCAGAGCAUUGAGCAAGGCUAACUGGAAGAAUGAGGCCAUGUAG